This is a messenger RNA of Astrephomene gubernaculifera, 2486 nucleotides long. The record is from the annotation of a GenBank genome assembly. NCBI's taxonomy places the organism in Eukaryota, Viridiplantae, Chlorophyta, Chlorophyceae, Chlamydomonadales, Astrephomenaceae.
GGAAAAUUACAAAUAUGAAGUCACUUCGGAACGGUUAUCGCGUCGGCUCUUCAGGGUCGGCGGGACAUGUAGUAUUAGUGAGUGCACAAGGACGUGGGCGGAGAGGGAAAGUUUACUCAGGCCGCACGAGCGGUGGUUCGAGAUGGUGCCGCCAGGUAUCCCUUUUGGCAGCGCUGAACUCAGCUCCUACUUUAAGCCCAGAUGAUACCGGGGUGUCCAGCGUCGCUGCCUCCAACGGCCGGGGCACGGCCUUUUCUGAUACUUUACCUUCAUCACUUCUAACUACUCUAAAGCAGCUUACGGAUAUCGGAGAUGGUAAAGAGCGGCUAAGGCGGCUGCUGGACCUGGGUGCAGCAUUCCCCCCGCUGCCCGAGGAGCAGCGCACCGCCGCCACCCGUGUGAUGGGGUGCACGGCGCAGGUGUGGCUCACCGCGGAGCUGGACGCUGCCUCAGGGACCUUGCAGUUCCAGGGUUGGAGCGACAGCGAGGUGAGCAGGGGCCUGGUGGCCCUGCUGGCGGCGGGACUGAGGGGCCUCACCGCGGAGGAGGUGCUGCAGGUGUCCCCCUCUCUGCUGCAGCAGCAGCUCUCCGGAGCGCUAGGUCGCGGGCUGCUGGCCCCCGGCCGCACCGGCGGGGUCGCCAACAUGCUGGAGGCCGCCAAGAAGCGCGUGCGCGUGCUGGCACUGCCGCACACGCUGGCCGCCUUCCCCUCGCUGCGCAUCACCGCGGGGCAGCUGAGCCCGCAGGGGGCAUUUGCGGAGGCGCAGGCCAGGUACCUGCACCCGGACCCGCAAAGGGUGUCCGCGCUUGUGUCUGCGCUGCGUGAGAAGCGCAUCGGCGUCGUGGCUCACUUCUACAUGGAUCCCGAGGUGCAGGGGGUGCUCAGCGCGGCGGCGGAGAGCUGGCCGCACAUCGCCAUCAGCGACUCGCUGGUGAUGGCGGACAAGGCGGUGCGCAUGGCGGAGCAGGGAUGCAGGGCCAUCUGCGUGCUGGGAGUGGACUUCAUGAGUGAGAACGUGCGCGCCAUCCUGGACGAGGCUGGCCACACGCAGGUGGGGGUGUACCGGCUGGCGGAGACGGACAUCGGCUGCUCGCUGGCGGAGGCGGCGGAGAGCGACGACUACCUGGCCUACCUGGACACGGCGGCGCAGACGCCAAACAGUGUUCACGUGGUGUACAUCAACACCUCGCUGCGCACCAAGGCGCUGGCCGACCAGCGAGUGCCCACCAUCACGUGCACCUCGUCCAACGUGGUGCAGACGGUGCUGGCGGCGUUCGCAGAGAUCCCCGACGCCACCGUGUGGUACGGCCCCGACACCUACAUGGGUCGCAACCUGGUGCAGCUCUUCACCGACCUGGCCUGGGGCGGCGCCACCGACGAGGACGUACGGCAGCUGCACCCCGCCCACUCGGUGGCCUCCAUCCGGGCGCUGCUGCCGCGGCUGCGGCACUACGAGCGCGGCACCUGCAUCGUGCACCACCUGUUUGGGGGGGAGGUGUGCGAGGCGGUGCGGGCGGCGUACGGGGACGCCUACCUGGCGGCGCACUUUGAGGUGCCCGGGGAGAUGUUCCGGCUGGCAAUGGAGGCCAAGCGCACCCGCGGCAUGGGCGUGGUUGGGUCCACCUCCAACAUCCUGGACUUCAUCGGCGAGCAGCUGGGGCGGGCGCUAGCGGCCCCGCGACCCGAGGUGCUGCAGUUCGUGUUGGGCACGGAGGCGGGCAUGAUCACCAGCAUCGUGAGGAGGGUGCAGGGCAUGUUGCAGCAGUCCGGCCGCAGCGACGUGGAGGUGGAGAUUGUGUUCCCGGUGGCUCCCUCCGCCAUCACCACCGCCCGCCAGGACACCGCGCAGGGGCCCGUGCAGCUUCCCUCGGGCCUCACAAUCGUGCCAGGCCCCGCCUCCGGCGAGGGCUGCAGCCUAGAGGGCGGCUGCGCCUCCUGCCCCUACAUGAAGAUGAACACGCUGGAUGCGCUGAUGGGGGUGUGCGCCAGGGUUGGCACGGCGGGUGAGGCCACCCUGGAGCGCUUCCGGCCCCGCUCCUACAGCGACGAGCGGGUGAGCGGCCGCACACUGGCCGCUGCCGGCUGCGUGCCCAUCCUGCACAUGCGGCACUUCCAGCAGAACAAGCAGCUGAGCGAGCAGCUGAGGCAGGACGUGGUGGGCAGGAACAGGGGCGGCAGCGCGUGAGGAGGCGAGGAAAACUAAGAAAGAAGAAAGAAAUGCAGUGUGGUAUUAGGUAGUGGCGACCCUUGGGAAUGGGAAAAGGAGGGGGGUCGAACAGAUGUCUUGGAUGUGGCUGGGAUGCUUAUUGUGUGGUCACGCGGUGCGAUUGAUUGAACAUACGUGGCGUGUAGAAUAGGCGUACAUUCUUGUUUGAGAUCCUGAAAUGGAGGGGCUGGUUAGACUUCGGUUAGCACUGUACCUAUUCCGUGUCUGGUCUGGUCGGGGGUGGCGCUUGCUAGGCAUAUGGCGAGGAUGUGGCGUCAG